AUGAGUAUUCCUAUUGUGGUUUAUUUAGAUGACGGGUGGGGAACUGCAGAAAAUUCAGAAAUAUGUGAAAAUAUGGCUUUACAGGUUAAAAGUGAUCUAGAAAAAUCUGGUUUCGUUGUAAAUAAUAAAAAGAGUGUAUGGACACCUGUUCAAAUUAUGGAAUGGCUAGGUUUUAAUUGGAAUUUAAAAGACGGAACUUUAGAAAUACCUGUGAAAAAAUUUGAGAAUUUAAAAAACAUAAUAUCUGCUUUAUUUGAAUGUAAUAUACAUAUCACUUGUAGAAAUUUAGCUAAAGUGUGUGGAAAAAUAAUUUCUAUGUUACCAGCAUUAGGCAGUAUUUGUCAAAUUAUGACAAGACAUUUACAUAUGACUAUUUGUUGUAGAGAUUAUUGGGAUUCUUUUGUAUAUUUCAAUGAAAAUGUUAUUCAAGAACUUAGAUUUUGGUAUUUUUACUGUGAAAAAGUUAGUUUUAGGCAUAUUUCAUAUUUUCAUAGAAUGCCCGAGAGAAUUGUUUUUUCUGAUGCCAGCGAAUAUGCAGGUGCUGGUUAUAUUGUAGGUUCUAAUAAUGUCGCUCAUUUUAUGUGGGAUAAAUCAGAAAAAACGAAGAGUUCAACUUGGAGAGAAUUAAAAGCAGUAAGCAAUAUUUUACAGUCUGUACAUAAUCAAUUGAGUGGAAAACUUGUAAAAAUUUACACCGAUAAUCAGAAUGUGACUAAGAUUAUUAGAAAAGGUAGUAUGAAGUCAGAGCUUCAGGACAUAGCUUUAGAUGUUUUUAAUAUAUGUUUAGAUAACAAUAUUGUAUUAGAAAUUGAAUGGAUCCCGAGAGAUAAAAAUAUUCAAGCUGACGAAUUGAGCAAAAUUUUCGAUUUUGAUGAUUGGGGUGUUUCAGAUAUUAUUUUUAAAUAUUUUGAUAGAUUAUGGGGUCCAUUCAAUUGUGAUUUAUUUGCUGACAGUAGAAAUAAAAAAGUAUCGAGGUUCUUCUCAAAGUUUUUUACACCUGGUACCCCCGGUGUUGAUGCAUUUGCAUAUGACUGGUCAUCUUUAAUAACUGGAUAG
This is a messenger RNA of Mytilus trossulus (common blue mussel), 1056 nucleotides long. RefSeq lists its product as uncharacterized. The transcript has a single exon. The coding region runs from base 1 to 1056 and encodes 351 amino acids. The record is from RefSeq and is a predicted model, not a curated record. Gene Ontology annotation, molecular function: nucleic acid binding; RNA-DNA hybrid ribonuclease activity. NCBI's taxonomy places the organism in Eukaryota, Metazoa, Mollusca, Bivalvia, Mytilida, Mytilidae.